This is a messenger RNA of Xenopus tropicalis (tropical clawed frog), 956 nucleotides long. It is a transcript of the gene arl3l2, whose product is annotated as ADP-ribosylation factor-like 3, like 2. Gene Ontology annotation, molecular function: GTPase activity; GTP binding. The record is from RefSeq and is marked validated. Gene Ontology annotation, cellular component: Golgi membrane; centrosome. Lineage: Eukaryota; Metazoa; Chordata; Amphibia; Anura; Pipidae.
CCUAACAAACCCUUAAGAGGUGGCAGAUGGCUGAGGGAUUACCCAGGUAAUUAUUUAAUGCUGAUCAAAAAAAAAAAUAGCAGCUAAACCUGGCAGCUUAAUCCCUUCUGCAUGCCUCCCCCUUGGAAAUGUGCUACGCACAGGGUAAACUGUAUAGACAAAGGAAGGAUCAGUCAAUCAUCUGCUGCAAUCAUAAACAGAGGCUCUGCUUUUGGUGACUUACUUUCCUUACAGUGAUACGGCUACAGAGAAUGUAGAAGUAUGGGCGAAGUCCAAAAGGGUUUGCUGUCACUUGUACAAGAACUGAAGACCUUAAACAGUUUUGAUGAAAAUGGGAUAAGAAUUGUUUUGCUGGGACUGGACAACGCAGGUAAAACCACCAUUCUGACCAGGCUCGCCUUGGAGGAAGUCAGCAGUAUCACUCCCACACAGGGAUUUAACAUCAAAAGUGUCCAAUCCCAAGGUCUGAAGCUAACGGUCUGGGACAUUGGGGGUCAAAGGGCAAUACGUACACACUGGAAAAAGUAUCUCAGCAGCACUGAUCUGUUGAUCUAUGUCGUGGACAGUGCAGACCGAAAACGUUUUGAAGAAACAGGACAGGAACUGGCAGAAUUAAUAGAAGAUGACAGCCUCUUGGGAGUUCCUUUGCUGGUGUUUGCCAAUAAGCAAGAUUUACUGACUGCGGCCCCUGCAGCUGAAAUAGCAUCGGGAUUAAAUUUACACACGUACCGAGACCGAACCUGGCAGAUCCAAGCAUGCUCAGCCAUCUCAGGAGAAGGCAUUCAGGAUGGGAUGGACUGGAUAUGCAAGAAUAUUGUGGCUAAGAAAAAGUGAAAAUCAUGCUGGAAGUUUUUUGGCAUCUUCUGCUUACUGUCACCUAAAUAUGUCUUACCUAUGUUUUACCAAAUGAAGUAACUGCAAAAUGAGACAUAUAUGAAAUAAAAAACAUAAACUCC